GAGAACUGAGUUGCUUUUGUUUUUCCUCCAUCAUAGAGUUCCCUUUAAAAUGGACCUGUUCAGGAGGACUACGUGAAAACACAUAAACCAAGUCAAAACCACGUCACCAGCUCUUCAGUCCAGUGUUGUUGUUUUUUUACUUGAAUCUUGGGGUUGUCCUUGAUAAUAUUAGUUAGGGCAUUAUAUAAUUACAUAUGUAUGGUCAGACAGACAAGAAUAGACAGCAGUCAGAUCCUCCAGUCAGUUUUCCAGAGAAAAAGCAGCAUAUCGUCACAGACACCAACUUUCACAGAUAGAAAAACUAGAAUAGUUACCAUUGUCAGUAAGCUAGGACGCACUUCCUCCCGAAACACACAAGCGGGGUUUGGGUGGUGGGGGGGCGUUUGUUUCAUGCGUAUCAGCUCAGCUGCUCUGACCCACUGAGUGAGCUUGCAGCAAAAGUCAUGCAAGCCCUUCUGCAGGCAUAUCUCGCCUACAUCAAAAUGCCCGCAUAUGAACACACACGUACAUUUAUAGCAACAUAUCUAAUGUCUCUCUAUCUCUGACCCUGUCAGUCUCAGUCCCUCCACCACCCCUCUCUUCCUCAUUUGGUCUGCACAUAUACUUGCAGAGCUCCUCUAUCAGUAAAACAUCAUGACAAUUAAACCACAAACCCAGUAGCUAGGAAACCCGCACACCAACCCCUCCUCCACUAAACUUACUGUCACUGUAAUACAAAACACUCUAUCUCUCCAUACAUUGUUUAAUUCUGAGGCUGAGAAAAGGGUUAUUUUCAGUGAGCCACUUUAGAUUGUGACUUCCUUUUGAAAUGAACUUACAGGGGUUGUUUUAUAAAACUGAAGUCAUCCACUGAAGAGGUGCCUGCUCUGACCUCUCGACUUUCUCUUCUCUGUAUGUUUGUUGAGUCAACCGCUACCAGAGACAGAGAGAUAAGGUGGACAGCCAGCCAGAGGAAACAGACAUAAAACGUCUAACAACGAUGCCUGCUGGUCCCUUCUCCUACUGCUUCAGUCAGGGAAUACUACUACUGUCUAUACUCCACUAUGGUGUGGGUGAGCCUCUGUUGAUCCACAAGACAGUGGGGGACUCAGUGGAGCUGCCUGGUCCUUCACCCACAGAGGGGAUUGUCACAGUGGUGUGGAAUUAUGGAGGAAAAGAGAUUGCAGAAUACAAGAAAGAUGUUAAAUAUGUAUCUUCACAGUUGGAGGGAAGACUAGAGAUGAACCCCAAACACUUCAGUUUAACAGUCAGAAAUCUAACACUGCAAGACUCGGGGGAAUUCGUAGUGACUGGUAGGAGGGACACAGUUCAGAUUCCCUCUAAGGUCUUCCUUCUAAAGGUCCACGAGCCUGUAUACAAUGUGGUGAUCCAUCCUAAUGUCAGGUUAUUGGCCAACCACAACUGUUCAGUUCAGAUGACGUGCAACGCAUCUGGCAGCUCCAACCUCACCUACACCUGGAGGAGAGGGAAGGAGAAGAUCAGGGACAGCCAGCAGAUCCAAUUCAUUCUGUCACCAGCAGAGGGAGUUAUCAAUUUAAUAUGCAACGCCUCCAACCAAGUCAGUGAGAAAUCUGCCUCUACAACAGUGAGCUGUGUUAAUGAAACAAACCCAACAGAGAUGUUGUGGCAUGUCAAGUACAUUGGAAUUCCAGUAGGUGGCGCUGUGGUAGUGAUCCUAAUUGUAGCUGUGGUCAUGUACAACCGCAAGGGCAAUAACACAGAUGAACGAAUAGAUAAUACCAUCUAUACAGAUGUGGGUGACAUUGGAAGAGUCAAAGAUACCAGAUCAAACAGUGAUGUAAACCCAAUGUCUAUAUAUGAGACAGUCGAUGACCGGAAUAUCCCAAACAUAAAUCCGCCACAGACUGUGUAUGACCGGAUCACAUUUGGACGUCCAGAUGCUCAGUAUUCCUACUAAGUAGUACCAGCGAGGUGAACAGGAAGUUGUCUAAGAUGUGGUCAUGGACAAUUAAUGAAAAUAGGAUCUUCUGCAUUGUCCGGAUCCUA
Molecule: messenger RNA, 2007 nt
Organism: Esox lucius (northern pike)
Lineage: Eukaryota; Metazoa; Chordata; Actinopteri; Esociformes; Esocidae
Product: signaling lymphocytic activation molecule
Exons: 7
Coding region: 980-1918 (312 amino acids)
Source: RefSeq, a predicted model, not a curated record